Molecule: messenger RNA, 1440 nt
Organism: Caenorhabditis angaria
Lineage: Eukaryota; Metazoa; Nematoda; Chromadorea; Rhabditida; Rhabditidae
Source: the annotation of a GenBank genome assembly
AUGUGGUUGCUAGUUUUAUUUUUUCUUAAAGUUUCUUGUCAAUUGAAUUCAAAUGGAACUGAGUCUGAAUCAUGUAAGUCUUAUAUAAAUGUUCAGGUUUGUUAACAAUAUAUAAUUCAGAUUUGACACCAUCGGAAGAUUUUACGAAAAAAUUGUUUGAGAAUUAUGAUAAUGAAGUUGCGCCUUUUUGUAAUGAUAAAAGUAUGUCAAAAAUUGAACAUUUCAUUUCAUUCUCCAUCUAAAUUUCAAACUUCAGGUGGCAUUGAAAGACAAGCAUGGAUAUUGAUUCUGAAAUUUAUCCGCUUUAAAUUAAUCGAUGUUGAUGAACCAAAAGAACAAGUAACUACAGUUGUUGAAGUUAAACAAAAUUGGUUUGAUCAACGAAUAUCAUGGGAUCCCGAAGAAAAUGAUAAUAUUACCCAACUGUUUAUACGACUUGAUAAAGUUUGGUCGCCUCCAUUCACGGCAUUUUCAGCGUAAGUAUUUUAUUGAGCUGUGAGUAGUAUUGUAACAAAAAAAUAUAGGAGUGAAGUUGUUGAGCAACGUGAUCAAGAUUAUCGAAUGGCAUCAAUUCAUAGUUAUGGCUCUGUUACGGCUCAUAUUCCAGUGAAACUCACAAUUAAUUGUAAAUUUAACAUGAGCAAUUAUCCAUUCGACACACAAAUAUGUGAAAUAAUUACGGGAAUUCCUUCGAUUCCAACACAUCUUCACAAACUUUCCGUUGAUUUCUCUCCAGCUUUGUCAGAUAAUCUAUGCAAUUUGGGAAACUCAGCAUGGGAUGUUAUUGAUAUUAGAAGUGGUCUUGUCAAUAUCAAAAAUAGUUAUGAAUUUGUGGAUAGUACUCGAAUUGGAAUUCUGAAAUUUCAAUUGAAAAGAAAUCCAACAUUUUAUAUGUAUAUGAUUGUUUUACCAAUUUUCAUUAUCAAUGCUUUGUCAUUUUCUGGAGUAUUUCUGAAAAAUACAACAAAAGUUGAUCGUCUUACUAUUGGAUUGACACAUAUUAUGACAAUGACAUUUAUAUUAGGAAUAAUUGCUGAUAAAUUACCAAAAACGAAUAGUGUUCCACUUCUCGGAAAAUACAUUAUUUUCGGAUUAUGCACAAUGAUCAUUGCCAUGCUUAUUUCCACAUAUCUCAAAAAAAUCACCGAAUAUUUAGCAGGAAAAUUAGGAAACACUCAAAACUCAAUUGGGUUGGUUGAAAACGAAAAAGUGUCAAUUUGAUUUGGAAUUAUUUACAGAAAACAUAUUCGACGAUUUAUUGGAAGACCGAGUCGAAUUAUUUUCAUCUUUGCUUUUCAAAUUGCAAACAUCGCAUCGAUUAUCUAUCUUUUGUAUCGUUAUUAUGAUUUCGAAACUCGAUUCAAACUUCCUGAAUCAUGCCAAGUAAGAUCAAAAACAAUGGAAUUUACACAUGAUGAAGAGGAUUGUGGAUGUUUCUGA